UAUCUCGAACGAUGCGGUCUAUUUCCGACUGAUCUGAAUCGACCUCUGCGGGCACGCGAUACGCGAUCACUUUGCAUGCCCAUUGGCGUAGUGCUCCGAAAUUUCUGUUGGACGUAGUACGUCAAAAAUUUACGAUGGCGGCGAUGUUGAAGGAUAAAGUACAGGCCACAUUUGAAGAUAAAUGGCCAUAUAUGCGACCGAUUAUAUUGAAAUUACUUAAACAAGAACCAGUAACGCAAGGAGAAUGGCAGGAUUUAUUUUAUUCUGUUCACGUAUGCUUAUGGGACGACAAAGGACCUCCCAAAUUACGCGACGCCUUAAAAGAUGAUAUAAUGGAUUUUAUACAACAAGCUCAACAGAGAGUUUUAGCGCAUCAAGAAGAACAAGCAUUAUUGAAAGCAUAUAUAGCCGAGUGGAGAAAGUUUUUUACGCAAUGUAACUAUUUACCAACACCAUUUAGGCAAUUAGAAGCAUAUCUUGCGGGGAAAACUAGCUCCAGCACACAAAAAAGGAAUCAACCUGAUGACAUAGUUAGGAAGCUAAUGUUGGAUAGCUGGAAUCAAAGUAUAUUCAAUGACAUAAAACAAAGACUUCAAGAUGCAGCCAUGAGAUUAGUACGAGCUGAAAGAAACGGCGAAGCGUUUGAUUCUCAACUUGUUAUUGGUGUCCGAGAAUCUUAUGUAAACUUGUGUUCAAAUCCGACGGAUAAACUUCAAAUAUAUAGAGAAAAUUUUGAGGCCGCAUAUAUACAAGCCACUGAAGCAUUUUAUUGGGUAAAAGCACCGGAAUAUUUAUCUAUGCAUGGUGUAGAGAAUUAUAUGCGUUAUGCCGAUUCGAAAUUGAGAGAAGAGGAAUUACGCGCUCAAAAAUAUUUGGAGCCGAAUACCGCGAGUAUGCAACGGUUAACGGAUUGUUGCGUAAAAGUGUUAGUCGCGACUUUUAAACCAGCCAUACUCGCAGAAUGCCCGCGAAUGAUACAACAUAAUCAAACUGACAAGCUUCGCCUUAUGUUGAAAUUAAUGGAUAGAGUUCCCGACGGCGUUAGUCCCAUGUUGAGAAAUUUAGAAGAACAUAUCGCGAGCGCAGGUCUUACAGAUAUGAUGGCAGCCGUAGACGUCAUUACUCAAGAUUCUGAAAAAUACGUGGAAAGACUGUUAGAUCUUUUCCAUAGAUUUUCCACUCUCGUCAAAGAAGCGUUCGAUGAUGAUCCACGGUUUCUUACAGCACGAGAUAAAGCUUAUAAGCUUGUUGUCAAUGACGCCACGGUAUUUAAAUUAGAAUUGCCUACUCGACAAGGUUCUGGAAUUGGAGGCCCAUCUGUAUUAAAUAAUAGACCUAUUACUAACAACAAUGGAUUAGCUGAAUCAAAAUGUCCGGAACUCCUCGCGAAUUUCUGUGAUAUGCUUCUUAGAAAAACACCUCUCAGUAAGAAACUGACUACCGACGAAAUUGAAAGUAAAUUGAAGGAUGUGCUAUUAGUGUUAAAAUACGUUCAAAACAAGGAUGUAUUUAUGCGUUAUCAUAAAGCGCAUUUAACUAGACGAUUAAUAUUAGAUACGACCACGGACUCGGAAAAAGAAGAAAAUAUGGUAGACAUGCUUCGCGAAGUCGGUAUGCCUGCAGACUUUGUUAAUAAGUUAGCUCGUAUGUUCCAAGAUAUUAAAGUAUCUCAAGAUCUGAAUCAGCAAUUUAAGGAACAAUGUCGAGCUGCCAUUGCAGAUAGCAUAAAUAUUAAGAUUCUCAAUGCGGGUGCAUGGGCUAGAGGUAGUGAGCGCGUCACUGUGAGUUUACCGCUUCAAUUAGAAGAUUAUAUUCCAGAAGUCGAAGAAUUUUACAAAAAGAAGCAUAGUGGAAGGAAGUUACAAUGGCAUCACCAUAUGUCAAACGGCACGAUAACGUUUGCAAAUAAAGUUGGACGUUUUGAUAUAGACGUAACGACCUUUCAAAUGGCAGUAUUGUUUGCCUGGAAUCAACGACCCAACGAAAAGGUCACGUAUGAGAAUCUCCGAUUGGCUACUGAGCUUCCAGAUCCCGAACUUAGACGGACUCUAUGGUCUUUGUGUGCCUUCCCGAAAUUAAAACGGCAACUUCUUUUGGUGGAACCGCAUGCCACUACUCCGAAGGAUUUUGCAAAUGAUACAAGAUUUUGGGUCAAUCAAGAAUUCGCUAUUGUAAAAAAUGGCAAGAUGCAGAAGCGGGGAAAAAUAAACUUGAUAGGACGUCUUCAAUUAUCAACAGAACGUAGCAGGGAAGAGGACAACCAAUCUAUUGUACAACUCAGAAUAUUACGAGUACAGGAAGCUAUCAUCAAGAUCUUAAAAAUGCGCAAGAAGAUCACUAACGCACAACUACAGACCGAACUAGUGGAUAUAUUGAAAAAUAUGUUUUUACCGAGUAAGAAAAUGAUAAAGGAACAAAUUGAAUGGCUCAUUGAACAUAAGUAUAUUCGUAGGCACGAUGAUGACAUUAAUACAUUUGUGUAUAUGGCAUAACACGGGAUUAUAUAUACAUACAAGAUUGUUUGCGAGCUAUGGUUAAUAUUAUAUUUUUAUAAAAAAAAUUUAAUUUUCUCAUAUGUGCGAGGAUAUACAUUCGAAACCGUCAUGCGUGAUUAUGUUUUAUCUGUUUUCUUGUAACACAAUAUGAAAAAGAGGAAAAAGGGCGAUAUUUGACUAGAUUUUAAAAUAAGAUACCGAUAGGGCAAGUUAUUGCCUGCAUUUGCCGAUUAUUAUACAUGAAUAAAAUGAAAUGUGUAGCAAAACUGAAAAAAAUGUCGCAAUAAUAAUAAGAAAGAUGUACAAUAUUCGUAUCAUGAUAAAAUUAGCAUUUAUUGUUUAUUUUUUUGAACACUGAUUUGUAUUAAUAUAAUUAGAGAAGAUUGGAUUAAAUUAAAAGGAAAGAGAAUCAUUGGUAACGCG
Messenger RNA from Cataglyphis hispanica, 2918 nucleotides. It is a transcript of the gene Cul5, whose product is annotated as cullin-5. Gene Ontology annotation, biological process: SCF-dependent proteasomal ubiquitin-dependent protein catabolic process; protein ubiquitination. The record is from RefSeq and is a predicted model, not a curated record. The transcript has 11 exons. Gene Ontology annotation, cellular component: SCF ubiquitin ligase complex; Cul5-RING ubiquitin ligase complex. The coding region runs from base 135 to 2492 and encodes 785 amino acids. Lineage: Eukaryota; Metazoa; Arthropoda; Insecta; Hymenoptera; Formicidae. Gene Ontology annotation, molecular function: ubiquitin protein ligase binding.